Mytilus trossulus (common blue mussel) is the source of this 8031-nucleotide messenger RNA. RefSeq lists its product as uncharacterized. NCBI's taxonomy places the organism in Eukaryota, Metazoa, Mollusca, Bivalvia, Mytilida, Mytilidae. The coding region runs from base 102 to 4964 and encodes 1620 amino acids. The record is from RefSeq and is a predicted model, not a curated record. Gene Ontology annotation, cellular component: cytoplasm; actin filament; cytoskeleton. Gene Ontology annotation, molecular function: microtubule binding; actin filament binding. Gene Ontology annotation, biological process: cortical actin cytoskeleton organization; actin nucleation. The transcript is spliced from 20 exons.
GUGACAAUUUUGGGAAAAAUGUGAAACAAACAAAGAUGCUGCAGUUGAUCUUCAAAUUGAGUGAAUGGCAGAUUUGGUGCAUUGAUAGAUAAAAAAACAAAAUGGCUGAAGAGGCAGAUAAGGAAAAUCUUGUUGACGAUGUUGUGUCUACACUACAGUCAUUUCAUAUCGGUGACAGUCCUACAGCUGACACAAACAUAAUUAAUUCUAGCAGACAAAAUGUAUUCCAGAGAACACAACACAGAUUUCAGUCAUCGGAACCGUCUGCCUCAGCUAAUAUUAUAUCAUCAGAAUACUCCUCAGAUGACAGUCAGUCAUCAAAUGAAAGGAAAUCUAGAAGUUUAAAGCAAAGGAUUCAAAGGAAAUUAAAUCAGAAAUCUGAAAAUUCAAAUGUUGGUAAAAAUCAAAAUUCUCAUGUCCCUGAUGUUGUCCCUAAAAGUGAUCCAUCAAAUGCUGUCAGGUCAACGACUGACAAUUCACAAAAUAACACAAACUCUUUAACAGAAUCUUCUUCACAACCUAUUUCAGAAGCAAGUAAGGAAACAUUACCGAUUGCAGAAGUUAAUCCUAAUGUUCAGUCAUCAGAUGCUGCAGAAACACAACCUCCAGUAUCAAAUACUUCUCAACCAAACACCUCUCCAGAUAAACCACCAGAGAGAAGACGGAGGAGGUUUAUCACCAGAGAAAAGGAACCAGAAGAAUCAACCACACCUUUGAGUCCUGAGCUUGCUCAGAAAGCUGGGUCAGAGUCACCUGAAACCAGUACUACCCGUGUAAGAACAAGGAGUAGGACAAGAUUACUCAAUCAAAAUGAGGACUCCAAAGGUUCUCCUGAAUCAAGUCAGACCUCUGAUCUUACUCAGAGAACAGGACCAGAGUCUCCUGAAACCAGUACUACCCGUGUAAGAACAAGGAGUAGGACAAGACUACUAAAUCAAAAUGAGGACUCAAAAGGUUCUCCUGAAUCAAGUCAGACCUCUGAUUCAGCAGAACCAGGAACGAGAACUGGACAGAGAAGAAGUGUACUAAACGAAAGUGCCUAUUCUGGUAUCCGAGCAAAGUCUGUUGAACGUACUGUUAGGGUAAGAUCAUCUGGGCUGUUAAAUUCAAAUCAGGAUGCUUCUAAAUCACUUAACUUGACAUCUCAAACAAAUAAUUCUGUUGACAACCAAGCUUCAGGUGAAAACACUGAAACCACAGAAAAACCAGCAACGUCUAGGAGAAGUGCUGCUGAAUGUAUACGUUUAAGACGAGUGCAGAGUUUGGAAAGGGGGAAAAGGCCAUCUUUCCUGUCAAAUAUUAAUAAAAGUUGCGAUGAUAAACAAUUAAGUCUACCAACAACUCAAGUCACUCAAACACCUGUUAUUGGUAAUCCAUUAAUUGCCAAACUUGAAUCGACUUAUAAACUUUUAAGAACACGGAGAACAAGAUCAGAUACUCCAUCGAAAAGUGAAGAAUCAAGUAAUUCUGUGCAAAAUAGUCCUGAAAUUCAGUCCUCGCCAAAAAAUGGAAAUACAAAUAUGCAACAAACAGAGCCAGUGCCAAAUGUAUUGUCUUCCUCAAAACCUGUAGCUGAGAGAGUACCUACAAAUGGUCAGAACCCUAAUAAGAUAGAAUCUCAGAAUAUUAAUAAUAAAUUAGAAAAUCAAGAUGGAACAACUCCCAUACAUGACAUAGAGACUAAAGAUCCAACUCUUAUAUUUAAAUCUAAUGAAACUAUGGACAAACCCACAAAUCCAGAUAUACAUCAGCCAGAAAACAAAUCAUCCAAACUUGAUCCCUCCAUUUAUCCACACCAUGACAUAUCACAAACUGUAUCAGAUCAAAACAUAUCAGACAAAUCUCCACAAAAACUUUUAUUUGAGUCAAAAACCGAGCAGAGCUUAUUUGAUGAAUCUCCGCAAAGAAGUAGACAUUCAUCUGGAACAAGAACUGAUCAAAACAUAUCAAACACUGAUAAAAUUCCUCAGAGAAGUAGACAUUCAUCUGGAGGCAGGACCUUAAGUGAAUCGUCUGAAAUCAAGCAAGUAAUGACUCCAAAGGGAAGUAAAUCAUUAGACAUACCUGACUUGGCUCUCAAUAACUCAUCAUUAAGACGAACGCCAGUCACUGAUUUAGAUCAAGCAAUGAAACAAAGAGAUGAAGAAAAGUUACGAAAAUUGUUUAAAAAUACUGAAGCAGGAAUAAAUGAUGUACAAAAACAGGAAGAUAAUUCAUCAAAAGUUGUAUGCCAAAGUGAGGCUGUAAUGGAAACCGAUUUAGAUCAUGUUCCUAUUCAAAAUAGUCGAUUCAAUAGAACAGUUGAUGGAAGUUUACGAAAUAAUAGUUUAUCAUCACCGUCAAGUCCAAAAGUGUUUGCUGAACAAAUAAGGCCAAUAGACAGUCCUAAGGCAUUUACAAAUCAGAUAAAAUCACCAAGUAGUCCAAAACCAUUUGGUGAGCAGCCAAAGACUUUUAGUAGUGUGAAACCACUAACAGAUCAAACGAAAGCUUUAAAUAGUCCUAAACCAUUCUUACCUAUGGCAGAAUAUAAACCUGUGACCAGUGCCGUGGCACAGUUAAUAACCGAAAGUAUCAACAAGGAAGAUGAGGAUGUAAAACCCAAUGCUAAAGAAUACAGUCCAUAUCAAAACCUUGAUGACGCUGUCAAAUGGCCAGCUUCAGUUCCUGGAACUCUUGAUUUCAGUCGCAUGGAAGUUUUUGAAGGGAAGAUGUUACUUUCAUGGCUGUCUUCAUCUAUUGAUGAUAACCAUUACCUCAGAUUAAUGUUGACCCGACAUGACCUACAAGUUAUAGGCUCACAGUAUUGUACCUGUCUGAUUGCUGCUGGAGUUAUCAAAGAGGUGAACAGGAAGGACUCACAAUGGCUGUUUAAGGGUGAUUGUAUGUACUACUGGACCCAUACAGAAGUACCUGUAACAAAACAACAAAAUGUCGAGAUUGGUAAACUUACACCCUCGUGGCCCCCACCACAAUAUCUGAGUGAAGAAGAUCUAAAGGCAGGACGAAAAUUUACAGAGGCAGACCAACAAGCUAUGUUAGUACAUGUGAGAAAUGAAUAUAAAACAGAGCUGGAUAAAGUUGAGGUAGGACACCAAAAUGUAUUAGACCACUGUAGGAAUGAAUAUCAAAGUAGACUUCAAAACUGUGUGGAAAAAAUAGCCCUUCUUGAACAGGAAGUUGCACGGUAUAAAAAACUCGCAGGCAUAGAGGAACAUUCACAAUCUGCUUUAUCUGAUGCAAAUGCUGCUGAAAAAGAGGCGGGUCAUGUGACAAAUGGUUACUAUGACAGCCAAGGACAAUUAUGUGUAGCAGUGACAGGAACACCACAUUUGCAGCAUACUUUGGCUGCUGUUACACCAGAAUGUAUUUAUGGAUUAGUGCCUACAAUACAUGAGGAAAAUGGGGAGGAGGGGGAUAUGCCUGUUGAGAAAUUAAAAUUCUCUCCUGAACAUAUAGGAGUACCAACAAUACCAGUGCCACCACCACCUCCACCUCCAGGAAUACCUCCUCCUCCACCUCCUCCGUGUCCAGCUCCACCAAUACCAGGAGCACCUCCACCACCACCUGGACCCCCUGGAGCUCCACCAGCACCAGGAAUGCUUCAGAGAAGAGGUUCUUUAAAGCCUUUGAUCAGUACCAAGUCUCCAAUGAAACCUCUGUUCUGGAACAGAAUUGUUGUUAAUGAAAUAAAGUCACCCAAACAUAAAGAGUAUGCCAAUGCCAGACUUGUAUGGGAAGAAAUAGAUGAAGCUAGAAUCAAUUUUGAUGAAGUGGAUGAACUGUUCUCUAAAGUGCCAAUAGAUAAUACCAGAAAGUCUCGUCUCACCAAAAGUAAAUCACCGCCAAAACAGUUUGCCAAAGUGAUAGAACCUAAACGCUCCCAAGCAAUUGGUAUUUUGCUAUCGAGUUUGCGGUUAGAGUUUUUUGUUAUUGAAAAUGCCAUAAUGCAUUUAGAUACCUCACAACUAGAAAUGGAGAAGUUGAAAGCUAUUUAUGACAAUAGGGCAGAUGAUGAAGAGAUAAAAAAAAUAAAGAAGCAUAUAGAUCAAAACCCCAAUGUGCCUCUUGAUAAACCUGAUCAGUUUCUGUAUGAUUUGACUGUGAUACCAGAUUUUGCAGAGAGGAUGUUUUGUUUUUUGUUUCAAGAAAAUUUCCAAGAAAGCAUUUCUGUGAUAGAGAAUAAACUCAACAAUUUAAAAAUGACUUCUGAUACAUUGAUGAAUGGGAAGGGAGUGAAAGAUGUUUUAGGAUUAGUAUUAGCUGUAGGAAAUUAUAUGAAUGGAGGAAAUAGAAGUAGAGGUCAAGCUGAUGGAUUUGAUAUAAGUAUACUGCCAAGAUUAAAAGAUGUUAAAACAAAGGAUAAUAGAUCCAGUUUACUACAGUUUGUUGUAAUGACUUAUAUAAAGAAGUUUGAUUAUGACAACGCUGGGACAGAGAAAGCCAUUUUACCACUUCCAGAUUCUAGUGACAUCUCACAAGGCAUGCAGGUUAACUUUGAUGACAUCGAUAAAGAGUUAAAGAAAAUAAAGAAAGAAUUUGAUGCUGCUCUCAAAAGAUCAAAUAAAGUAAUUAAACAUGCUCAUGAAGAUGAUCUUCAACCUUUUAAAGCUGUCAUGGAGGAUUUCUUUGAAAAGGGUAAAAAUGACUUACAAGAACAAGAUGAUUCUAUCAAAGAAGCUAAAAUGAUGUUUGAUGAAAUUGUGAUCUACUUUUGUGUAAAACCAAAGUCAGGAGAUAAGUUUGUUACUCCAGAUUAUUUCUUUUCAUCAUGGUCAUCGUUCUGUGGAGACUUUAAACAGAUGUGGAAGAAAGAACAGCAAAAAGUCCUCAAAAUAAAAAUACAAGAAGCAGAGAAAAGAUUUAAGCAGUUACAGGAGGGCAAGAAGGCUGCCUUAUUGAAUACAAGAACAAGAAAAGCUGGUAGUUUGAAAGACAAAUUGGCCAGAAAGAAUAUGUUGUGAAGAUAGAACACAGGAAGGGACACAACUCUGUCUCAUAUUCCAUUUGAAUGAUACUGCUUGUACAAUGGAGGGUACAGUUGUUAUUUUGCUGCAGCUAACUUGCCAGACUUUAUACCACUAUAAAGGGUUGUAGUCAAAGAACUGUUUUGUAGUUAUGGUACAGUCUAAAUCCUUAAAACUACAAUGGCAUACUUCCCAAGUAUGUGACUUUAAACAUAGGAGGUUCCCCAUUCUAAAAAUAGUUAAAAUUUAUCAAUGAUAGAAUCAAACUUUUCUGUCAAGCUUCAAGCUGAAAAGUUGGGAUAUUGGUGGAAGUACUUUCCAAGACAACCAAUCUUGCUCACAGAAACCUUAAUACAAUGAAAUAACAUAUGAAGAAUUAAAGAGGUUCAUAUUUUCCACUAGAACUCCAUAAGAUCAAUCUGAAGGACUUACUUAUAUUUCUUAUAAAGAUAUUAAGUUUAGUUUAUAGACAAAUCUAAAUACUGCUUUUAAUUAGGUUGUGUACAUUUUUAAAUUUUACGAUAGAUAGAUUAUCUAUUGAAAUGUAAACAGAAGAUUGUUAAAAUAGUUGUGACUUUAUGCAUUUAUUUUUAUAGCAUUGUUUUUUGCUGUUGUUUUUUUUAAUUGUUUUGUGAUGUAAAAUAUUGUGAUAUUUAUUGAAGUUUUGCUUCUCUCUUGUUACACUCUUUUUGUUGACUGUCAUGACAUUUUUAUAUGAAAGAACCUUUUUCAUCUUUGAUCAGACUCUUACUGGUUAGUGAUUUAUCUAUAUAGAGGUAAAGUUUCAAAGAAAUCAGGUUUAAGAACAACAAAUUAAUUUUUUGGUUUAUGAUGAUUUACAUAUAUAUUUGAUCUAAAUCAUGAAUCUAAACAGACCUAGAAAAAUUGCAUUAACAGAUUAUAUGACUAUUAGCAUUCUUUGUGGAUUUUUUUUGGUAACCGGUAUUGGGUAAUUAGGUGAAGUUAAAGUUAAAUUACUUAUGAUAUGCUGAUACAUUAUAACAGGUUCAUGCAAAUGUUAAUUGUUUCUUUUGGACUAUUUGUAAGUUGGAUAUACGUUUUAGUAUGCUAUAAAUCAAAUAUUAGAAAUAGGUCUGUUACAUUCUCAUCACUUUGACCUACAAUUUACACUUGAAUAUUUUUUUUUUUAGUUUUACAUGUAGGUUAAUAUCCCUGAACCCCAUUGAGGUAUGAUUGAGGUUUUUUUUUACAACUACAGGGUUCCUAUGCAGGACAUAGGAUUUCUUCGAAAUGUUUUAUAUGCUGGGUAAUUUUCAUCAUUACAAUACUAUGACUAAUUUCAGAAACAUUUUUGUACCCAUACAAACACAUUUUAUAUCAUUGUUUAUGAAAUAAGUUUUUAUAAGCUACUUGCAAUAUUACAAUCUGAAACAUCAUCAUGCAUGACUUACAUGAUGAUUUGUAGUCAUGUAAAAAUGACAGUAAUGGCAAUCUUUGCAAAAUAUUGGGCAUAUUGUGUUUUACAUUCAAUAUCAUCAGUACACCAAAUUUACUCCAAAUAUAUUUACAGAAAAAGGGGGGUUGUAGAUGACUUAAUUAGUUGAUGCGGUAUUUGUGAUGGACAGUUUCAUCAAUGCCUUAUAAGCAUUCAUGUGAAACAGAGUGUUACUCAUAUUAUCUACAUGAAAAUGUUUGACACAAAUGUACUAAAAAUUUAAAAGAGUUACGUCCCUUAACUUGGAUUUAUCUCCCUUUUAAACAAAUUUUUGUUUUCCCCAUAUUGACAUCAACCUUACAUACACAAUCUGAAAGUUAACCACUUUUAUCAUUUAAAACCUUGCCAUCAUUAGAAUCUCUGUAUUUUUGUCAAUUCUAAUUUUCUCUUAGAUAUAUAUGUGUUCCUAUCUAGUUUUUGCAAUCUCAAUUUUGAUAUUUUUACCUUUAUAGAACUUUGCAAUCUUUUUUUUUUCCAUUUCAUCAGUUUUAAUACUUCACAGUAAUUUUAUAUAGAUUUUCAUCCUAAAAAGAACAUUGUUUUCCCAUUUAUUUAUUGACCCUCUCGACCCCUCAUCUCUAAACAAUCAUUUACACAGUCAAGUUUAAUUUACAAUCAUGAAUAUCAUUUUAGAAGAUUUUUAUAAAGUUAUUACAAAACCCUCAAUAUUUUUUAUAUUUAUUCAUUCUCAUUUAUUUGUUUUGUAUCUAGAAAUGAAAAUUGAGAAUUGAAUAAAACAUUCUAUAAUCAGUCAAUGUUUAACACUUUAUAAGUACCCCUUUAUUAUUUUUGAAUAAACAGAAGUGAAUAAUUUUCAUUGAUGAUCAUUAUUGAGCAGUUUAUUACAUUCCAUUUUGUUGCUGUUUUUUUUGGUGUGUUGCAACAUUUAAUCAUUGCAUUCCAUGUUUUCUUUAAGAAUUAUUCCAUCAGUUGCCAUUUUGGUGUGUUAUAAUAUUAAAUCAUUGCAUUCCAUGUUUUAUUUUGGACUGCUUAAAAGGUUGUGUGCUUAUUUUGUGAUAUGUUUAUUUUUGAAAUCCAGAUGUUAAUAUGAAUUGUUUAGUUCUAGUCAUAACAAUUAGGUGCCUUGUUGACUAAUAAAUAUCGCUGUUAUUUAUAAAUGGAAUUUUUCGCUUCAUGGUUUCAAAGAAAUCAAUUGCUAAAAAUAUCAAAUUCCAUUUUUUCAUCCGGCUUGAAGUCAUGCAUUCCAUUUUUGUCGAGCCUUCGACUUUAGUCGAAAAAGCGAGACAUAGCGAUCCUACAUUCCGUCGGCAUCAGCGUCGUCGGCGGCGUCAACAAAUAUUCACUCUGUGGUUAAAGUUUUUGAAAUUUUAAUAACUUUCUUAAACUAAACUGGAUUUCUACCAAACUUGGACAGUAGCUUGUUUAUGUUCAUAAGAUAGUAUGCAGAAGUAAAUUUUGUAAAAAUAAAAUUCUAUUUUUUCCGUAUUUUACUUAUAAAUGGACUUAGUUUUUCUGCCAUAACAUUACAUUCACUCUGUGGUUAAAGUUUUUGAAAUUUUAAUAACUUUCUUAAACUAUACUGUAUUUAUACCAAACUUAUACAGAAGCUUGUUUAUGAUCAUAAGAUAGUAUCCAGAAGGAAAUUUU